AUGAGGAACAAGGCGACCAACUACCUUCGCAGGCCGAAAUUCCGCCAGUCCUGGAGCAAAUACAACCUGUUCAACCUGACCCGAAUCACAAACCCGUUCACGGCAGCACGAACCGCCUUCCAGCAGAAAUGGAAAGCCAAAUCCAUUACCCGCGCAUACCACGGCGAACAGGUCCGGGAGAGUCAAUGGGAGCGCAUGUUCUCUCGCCGUCCCCGUGCCGUUGUGUCCCUGAACGCCCGCUAUCUCGCUCGCAACGACGGCUCUAGUGAGUCUGCCGGCCGUGGUUCGGGGCUCCAGCGGCCUCCGGUCACGGGCCCGAAGCGUGCAGCAUUCGAAAUCAAGGCUACGCCAUACACGCAGAUGACCUAUGCACCGUUGGAGAGGAGGUUGGAUGUGGCUAUCUUCCGGGCACUGUUUGCUAGCAGUACCAGGCAAGCGAGGCAGUUUGUCAUCCACGGGGCAGUUAAAGUGAACGGAAAGAAGAUGCAACAUGCGGGAUACUUGUUGAAUCCGGGAGACAUGUUCCAGGUCGAGCCUGAACGAGUAAUGUACGCUACGGGGGCACCCAAAGAUGGCUCCCUGCGUCGAUCAGGCCGUAUACGACGACGUCUGGGUCCUAAGAAGGAAGGAGAGGAAGGAGAGGAAGGCGAGGGUGCAAAGAGUGCAAAGAGCGCGGAGAAGAAGGAAGACGGCAAGAAGACAGAAGAGCCAGAGGACCCACGAAGGUCACUGAAGGAUAUGCUCUCCGCGGCCAAGGAGCUCAUGGCGACGGGCAAGAAGGUGCUCCCUGCUAAGCGGAGACAGGAGUUUCGUGCUUUCCAGCGCUCUGUCAAACAAGUGCUCUCACGGUCCAGCACCACCACGACCAUGACCGACAACCUCGAGGCCCAGUUCCUUGCACUGAAGAACAUGAUGGAGGAGCAGAACAAGGCCGCCGAGAAGGCAGCAGCAGAAGCAGCCCAAAAGGCCGCAGCCAGCGAGGCGAGCAAGUCAGAGGCCGCCGCACCAUCGAUCCCAAGCACCGAAUCCCACACCAUCCAAGAACAGCCACCCAUGGCCGCCACUCCCUUUAAAAAUAAUAAUGCUUUCGCCGACUUCACCGACUCCCUCGCCCAGACCGACCUCGACGACUCCUCUGCGGCAGACCUGCGGGCCCUCAAGCGCGCCCUCGAGGAGCUGCACGACAACCCCAUCGACAGCACGAAGCCGUAUGCCACGCCCUGGCGGCCUCGCGACUACAUGAGCCCCUUCGCCUUCGUGCCGCGGUACCUCGAGGUCAACCACAACAUCUGCGCGGCCGUCUACCUGCGCCAUCCCGUAGCGCGUCCAGGGAUGGCAGAGGUGCCGACUCCCUAUGGCGAGAUUGUCGGCAGUGCUGCCUUUGCGUGGUAUCUGCGCCGGCGUUAG
Messenger RNA from Arthroderma uncinatum, 1407 nucleotides. Its product is annotated as mitochondrial 37S ribosomal protein NAM9. Gene Ontology annotation, cellular component: mitochondrial small ribosomal subunit. The transcript is spliced from 3 exons. The coding region runs from base 1 to 1407 and encodes 468 amino acids. Gene Ontology annotation, molecular function: structural constituent of ribosome; rRNA binding. Gene Ontology annotation, biological process: positive regulation of translational fidelity. The record is from RefSeq and is a predicted model, not a curated record. Lineage: Eukaryota; Fungi; Ascomycota; Eurotiomycetes; Onygenales; Arthrodermataceae.